Cooperia oncophora is the source of this 567-nucleotide messenger RNA. Lineage: Eukaryota; Metazoa; Nematoda; Chromadorea; Rhabditida; Trichostrongylidae. The record is from the annotation of a GenBank genome assembly.
AUGCUCCUGUAUGUCGUCUUAAUUACUUUCGCUGUAGCGGCUGCUCAGCAGUCAGGGUCUGGCAAUAGUUCUGCGUCCAUGAACGGCACGACAUCUGGCGGCAGCUCGAUGCCCAGGGGUAAUAGCACUGGUGGAAUGACAAGCAGCAACAGCUCGAGUUCCGGUAGCAGCCCCGCGACAGGCAACAGCUCCAUGACCAGCAGUGGUAGCGCGAUGUCUGGCAGCAGUUCGAUGACAAGCGGCAACAGCUCAUUGUCCAGCAGUGGUAGUGCAAUGUCUGGCAACGGCUCAAUGGCCAGUAGCAACAUGAUGUCCAUGACCAGCAGUGGUAGCGCGAUGUCUGGCAGCAGUUCGAUGACAAGCGGCAACAGCUCAUUGUCCAGCAGUGGUGGUGCAAUGUCUGGCAACGGCUCAAUGACAAGCGGCAACGGUUCGAUGGCCAGUAGCAACAUGAUGUCCGGCAACAGCCUCAGCCGACCCAGAUCUACAGGUUUGAUGUCUAGCAGUGGGAACGGAACGUCUGGUAACAGUUCCAUGGCUACCAGCUGGAGCGCGAUGCCCUGGUAG